Bipolaris sorokiniana ND90Pr is the source of this 2343-nucleotide messenger RNA. RefSeq lists its product as uncharacterized. The transcript has 3 exons. Bases 65 to 2110 code for a protein of 681 amino acids. Gene Ontology annotation, molecular function: nucleic acid binding. Gene Ontology annotation, cellular component: nucleus. The record is from RefSeq and is a predicted model, not a curated record. NCBI's taxonomy places the organism in Eukaryota, Fungi, Ascomycota, Dothideomycetes, Pleosporales, Pleosporaceae.
CCCAAACCCAACUCUCCCCCCACCUUCCUUCGCAAACAACCCUUUUCUGCUCAUACAUCACGCAAUGGUGUCUUCGGAGCGCCUCGAGAAGCUGCGCGGGCUGAUCAAGUCUGACGUCGAUGCCCUCCCUGACCGCCGUAUCUCCCCAGAUCGUAUGCUUGACGACUCUGACUCCUCUGGUGGUGUGCCUCUCGAAUCUCACCUGCUAGACAUACCCCUCCCCCAACAAGAUACGUUGGAAAAAACGGUUUCGUCUCUGGCGACAUCGGCCUCUGGUCCGACAGCUUCCUUUACGGAAAACUCAGACCGCCAAUCCCUCUGGAUGAACGACGCCUCAAGCUCGAUCAACCAGAGUCUUGACUCGAUGCACAUCUCAGGCCCUCCAUCUCCUCCUCCUCCUGGUAUUAAAGAUCAUCCCACAACCAAUCUUCAGCGUGGAGAGUUAGCUUCAGCACAUCACCAUUUCACACCGAUCCAAGCAUUGGCCAAGUAUCCCUACACGUACUGCAACAAGAACCACAUGCAAACCAUUGCCUCUGCUUUUUUUGACCAAGGAAAAUUCUGGAAUCGAGUUUGGGAUAUUUACUACGUCUGGCCCACCGACUCUUCCAAACCUACCCUCCUCGUCCACGAGAACCAGGUGCAGACUCUACUUACCGAGAUCAAUCAUCAACUUCAACUUGACCUCCGCAUUACCAAUCACCAACGAGAGGAAGGCCUGGUGACACGCUUCCCUGACCAUCCUCGGUGCUUACCAAGAUAUCUUGGGCGCUCACAAUCGCGCCAGGAUAUCGAAGAUAUGAUUGCAAUCGCGCCAAAUGAGACACAUCGAGCCGUUGGAGAACCCCCUCAUCCAAUCCUCCAGCCUGCCGAGUUGGAGAUUUUCAACCAGUUGAUGGAGGAUAUUGCACAGGUGCAGAAACCGAAGGGAAAGGCGAAGGCUAAGAGACAGCAAGACCGUUUAGCCAAGAACAAAAUAAUGGCGGGCCAGUUCAAGCGCGCGCAGAGGCAUCUGGGGCUCCGUGAAGCUGAGCAAAUAUAUCCAUCGGCAGAACUUAGGUCGUCUCCAGCUGUCGAUCCAUCUAUGGCUGCCCCAUUCAUGUUCGAACAGUCUGUGGUCUUCGUUUGUGUCGAUGUAGAAUCGUACGAGGGAGCCCAUCACAAGAUCACCGAAGUCGGAGUCGCUACACUGGAUACACGAGACCUGCAAGACAUCGCACCAGGCGAAAACGGAAAAGCAUGGAGAGAGAUGAUUCGAGCUCGCCACUUUCGCAUUAAAGAGUAUAAGCACCUAGUAAACCAUCUCUACGUCAUAGGACACCCUGAUGGCUUCCUGUUUGGCGAAUCCACGUUUGUCUCGCUCAGUGAAGCCGCAAAGCAUGUCGCGGCCUGCUUUCGAGCACCAUUUGGGGAUGCAGACACGCCGACUAAGCAGUCGAAUGAGAAACGCAACAUCGUUCUCCUUGGGCAUGAUACACUGGGUGAUAUCCGUUAUUUACAGCAGCUCGGUUAUGACCCGGUAAAAGAGGAAAAUAUUCUCGAAAUCAUGGACACGGCCACCAUGUACCGCAUCUGGCACCGCGAUCAGCAGCCCACCAAGUUGGGCAAUAUUUUGAGCGACUUCGACAUUGUUGGAUGGAAACUUCAUAAUGCUGGCAAUGACGCGGUAUACACGCUACAAGCUAUGCUGGGAAUCUGCGUCCGUGAAGCUAUGAUUCGUGGUUCUCUGGACCCCGAGGAGAUACAUGAGACUGAAAAAGCUGCUGAGAUUUCUACUGUUCGAGAACGGGCCGACCAGGAGGCUCAAGCUAAUGUGACAGGCUGGAUCAAGCACAAAACAGACGGUCACCGCAGUCCACCAGUGCCGCAUGCUACCGAUUUCACAACAGACAUAAUGUUAACGGAGUUCGGACAGGCGUCUGUGCCACAGUACGAUGGCUCGUCUGAAAGAGCAGCGUACGAUGGAUCAUGGCACAUUCAGACGAAGGAUGCAGGGUUGGCUACGGAAGUGACUCAUGCUCAAGAGCAAGGACAUUGGCAGGACCUCUUAGAUGUGUCCGCGAAUAUGGCCAGCUUUGAAAGCAUUCCCAAUGUGCAAUACUAUUGGUGAGUGAGUGGCAUGAUGGCAAUGUGUCGGCAACGAGUGGGUGGGGACUAUGGGCUCAUGCGUACAAUGUGCUUCUCUUUUCAGUUUCCAGGUGCGGCUAGGCAUGCAAGCAAUCGUGGCCCGCAAUUGAGAUCAGAGCACUAGUAGUUGCAGCCAGAAUACCUUCACGGCUUCUAGCGACAUGGCAGACGUUGGCAAGGGAUGUUAGCUAUGCAUAUGCAGCUCUCGAAUCGGAC